This is a messenger RNA of Trametes versicolor FP-101664 SS1, 1119 nucleotides long. RefSeq lists its product as uncharacterized. NCBI's taxonomy places the organism in Eukaryota, Fungi, Basidiomycota, Agaricomycetes, Polyporales, Polyporaceae. The record is from RefSeq and is a predicted model, not a curated record. The transcript is spliced from 7 exons. Bases 1 to 1119 code for a protein of 372 amino acids.
AUGGUACAGGCUCUUCCGGACGCCGCUUUCAACUACCCCGGCCCCACCGCAGACACCGCGAACGUCUGCACUUGUAGCUCGAUCGCGUACGCACUGUUCAAUGGUCCCAAUGGACGAAGAAUUGCGAAGCGGGGGACAUCCACAACGGCAGCUUCCCGCACGGAAUACCGACUGGAACAGCCAUCCCAGACUGGGCCUUCAUUCCUAUCGACGGAUUCCACCGGGCUUAGACAGUUUUCACAGCUUGAUGAGUUCGAUGGAGUCGGCUCUGAAAGGAUAGGCGAUAAGUUCGAAUCCAUCGGUUCAGUUGCACCAACCGCUGCGGGAUCUACCCCAAGCACUACCGGGGGCAGUGUCACGAGCUUGAGCAGCGGGCCGUCCGCUACGCAGCACGCCAGCACCGGCGCUGGCGUGAUUCCUACGAGCAUUAACAGCGGCGCGCCGGCGAGCAACACCAACGGUCCCGAUUCUCCUGCUGAGACCUCCGGUGCAAGCACUCAGACCCACAGCGCCAACAUUGGGGGUAUUGUGGGUGGAGUGGUGGGCGGUCUUGUAGGCGUCGCGAUGAUCGCCGGCCUGUUAGUCUACUUUCGCCGCAGCCGCAGCCGACGCACAGACGGGACGGGAAAAGGGCAAAUGGUCUACAACUCACCGGAGAACACGGCGUUCAUCCCGCCGAGCGCGCCACCCAGCCCUUACUAUGCAUCUGCUAGAACCGAUCAAGACGCCGCGGCCGCCACGAAGGAGUCGUCGCCGGCGGAGUAUGUUGAAUCGGUAUCGUUCAUCGCUCCGGAGCCAAUCACGGUGGUGGUUCCAGAAAUGCCACCCAUGCGUUUAUACCGGAUGUUCAUGCUCCUGUUACAGGAUCCGGAUGAUCCCACAACAUUCCCGCCGACGCCAGCGCCGCUCUUGGCGCCCAUUCCUCCUAGAACGACCAUGGCGGCGGAGACAUACCCCAACGUGGUGCCAGACCAGACGCACGAAGACGGCGAUCGGGUGGGCACCGUAGGUCCGGUGUAUGGGAGGCGGCCUGUGCCCGAGUUGGUGCUCGCGAUACCCAAACUUAUGCUUGCGAAGACCAGAUAUAUUGAGAGCUCUGUCAUACAAUCGGACACGUAG